UCCAACACCGCACGGUUUGGCUGCACCAAAACCUUACGGUAUGCCGCCAGCGGGGUCCAUGUUUCCCCAACAACAGCAACAACCUAGCAAUCACCGUGUGGCUGCGUUAGCCGGCACCAAUGGCAACAGUGCGAACUCGUCGAGAACAUCAUCGCCCGCUCUAGGAAACAACGGCCCACAAAUGCUUACUUCGGAAAGAGGCCCUAUCGGUGGAGUUGCUUACGGGGUGAAUAAUAACUUGCAACCACCAGUAUCUAGUCAAAAUCAACCUCAAACGGUUCAAGGCCCCCCGGGAUCCGUUAGCGGUUACAAACUCAAUCCGAAUAAUAAUUGUUCGAGUGGUGCGCCCAUAAACUUCGUCAACACGCCACCCCGCAGUGCAUCUGGCCUUUCGACUCCUCUGAACGCUUCGACACCAAAUUUAAACGGACCUCCUGGAGGAGGGGUAUCUAUGGGUGGAACAGGCAACACAAUGCAGAAAUUAUCUGAGAGCAUUCGGGAUGUAAAUUUAAAUCGACCUCCUUCUGCAGGAGUCAUGGGCAGGUCAGCAGCGGUCGCUCCUGUGGCCGGCAGUCAGCAGCAACAAUAUCAGAAUCCUCUACAACAUCCACCGGUGCUUAGUAACGGCCUAACUAGCGCUAAUAGUCCUACAGUCAAUGGUCCGCCAGUAUCUGGAUCGUUAACGAAUCCAUCGCUUCCAUCAGCAACCACUUACGGCCAUUUACCACCGCCGGUGAAUCAAAAUCUACAGAAGCAGACACAACCAAACCAAUUGCAGCAUCAGCCACUGUCACAACAACCUCCACUACCCGGAGGGUUGCCUAUCACUAGUUCGCUAGGUCAUCCGAUGUCCACCAACGGUUUGGCGAAUCAUCCACCGCCUAUAGCACAAUCGAUCGCUAGUUCUUACGGCCCACAAGCUGUCCCACCACAGAUGGCUGCGGCGGGACAACCGCUAAACAAGCGCCCCAUGUACCCUGCUAUAGGAAAACCCAGCCCUACGUUAAGUCAACCAACGACAGCACAGCCGAUGACGGCGGGCAACUUUAGUCAGCAACAAGGUGGUGCCUGGCAAGCUCAUAAUCAACAGCAGUUUCCCCCACAACAGCAGCAUCUACAACAGGACUAUCAACAACAACAACAGCGCCAUCAGCAGCAGCAACAAUAUCAGCAACAAACUGGCUACGGAACACCUGCAUCGACCGCAUAUCCCGGCGAUGUUUCCAGUAAUGUGGUUCGCGGUGGGUUCAACCGUUUGUGGGGUAACAAUUCAGUGGAUUUACUCCAGAACCGCCACAUUCUGCCAACGGAUCGGGUGCGACCUCCUCCGAUACAUCUGGUAAACCCGUUCCAAGACUCCAUUAACUGCAAUCCAGAUAUAUUUCGCUGCACUCUAACCAAGAUUCCGGAAACUUCCGCAUUGCUUCAGAGGUCCCGUCUACCGCUUGGUGUGUUGAUACACCCAUUCCGUGAUUUAAAUAAUCUUCCUGUUAUUUCCUGCAAUACGAUUGUCCGUUGUCGAACGUGCCGAACGUACAUAAAUCCGUUCGUAUUUUUUGUUGACAGCAAAAAGUGGAAAUGUAACCUGUGCUACCGGGUGAAUGAAUUGCCAGAAGAGUUUCAGUAUGAUCCGGUUACCAAAACAUACGGUGAUCCGACACGGCGGCCGGAAAUAAAAUCGAGCACCAUAGAGUUCAUUGCACCGUCUGAAUAUAUGUUACGACCACCACAACCGGCCAUCUAUUUGUUCCUGCUAGACGUUUCCUCAUUGGCACAGCAGUCUGGCUACCUGCACACUGUCUGCAACACACUUUCGGAACACCUAGAUAACCUACCAGGCGAUGCACGUACACAGGUUGGCUUCAUUGCGUUCAACAGUGCGAUACAUUUUUAUAAUAUUGCCGAGGGAUACAGCCAACCUCACGAAGUGACGGUUCUUGACGUGGAAGAUGUUUUUCUCCCCUAUCCGGACAAUCUGUUGGUGAAUUUGAAGGAGUGCAAGGAAUUGAUCAAGGAUUUACUGAAACAACUACCAAAGCGAUUCGAGUUCACGCAUGAUGCAAAUAGUGCAUUGGGAGCCGCGCUGCAGGUCGCGUACAAGAUGAUGAAUGCUUCCGGGGGACGUGUUACUGUAUUUCAAACUUGCCUACCCAAUUUCGGCCCUGGAGCACUACAAUCGAGGGAAGAUCCCAACAACCGGUCGUCUAAGGAUGUGGCCCACCUCGGACCAGCCACCGAUUUCUACAAACGCCUUGCACUGGACUGUUCCGGCCAACAGAUUGCAGUGGAUUUAUUUUUGUUGAAUAGUCAGUACUGUGAUUUAGCUACAAUAUCUGGUAUAAGUAAAUUCAGUGGCGGCUGCUUGCACCACAUCCCGCUUUAUAAUGAGACGAAACCACAGUUGGUUAAAACACUGCGCAAAUGCUUCGAGCGCUAUUUAAUGCGCAAAAUUGGCUUCGAAGCAGUAAUGCGUGUCCGCUGUACUCGUGGUCUUGCUAUUCACACAUUCCACGGCAACUUCUUCGUACGGUCUACCGACUUGCUGUCGCUGCCGAACGUGAAUCCUGAUGCGGGCUUCGGGAUGCAGAUAACUUAUGAGGAAAGCUUGGCCGAGUGUAAAUCGGUGUGCUUCCAAGCGGCACUGCUUUAUACGAGUAGCAAGGCUGAGCGACGUAUUCGUGUUCAUACCCUUUGCAUACCGGUAACGGCCAGCUUGAUGGAGGUGAUGUACUCCGCCGACGUCCAGUGCAUAGUGGGACUGCUUUCGAAGAUGGCCGUCGAUCGUUCGCUCAGCUCUAGCCUUUCUGAUGCCAGAGAUGCCUUUAUUAAUGCGACCGUCGAUAUUUUCAGCGCCUUUAAAAUUGCUCAGAAUUUGCCGCAAAACUCCAACAUAAUUGUGGCGCCUGAAAAUUUGGGCCUUUUGCCACUAUACGUAUUGGCAUUGUUGAAACAUCCUGCAUUCCGUACUGGAACUAGUACUCGGUUAGACGAUCGAGUUUUUGCAAUGUGCGAAAUGAAAUCGCUUCCCCUGGAUCAGCUUAUGCGUUAUAUUUAUCCUGAGUUCUAUAUCUUGGACUGCUUGUUCGUUACAAACGCCAACGGCGGAUACAUGGAUGAUGAACAUAAGAUGGACCCACCACGGUUACAGCUGUCUGCUGAAAAACUAGAUUCUAGAUCCAUGUUUCUUCUUGAUUGUGGCCCGUACAUGUUUAUUUACAUAGGUUCGAACGUAGCUUCCAGCAUCGUGCACGAUAUUUUGGGAUACAAUUCGGUAGCAGAUAUUCCCGAUUUUUGCAUUGAAUUGCCCAGCAGAGAGACGGCGGCCAGUGAGGCGCUUCUUACAUUUUUGGACAAUAUUAACGAGGAAAAGCCUUACACUUCAUAUGUACAAGUCAUUCGUGAUACUAGCCAGUUCAGGUCCUUGCUGGUGGAAAAAUUCGUAGAUGAUCGCAAUUCCAAUUCGUUAGCGUACUAUGAAUUUUUGCAGCAUUUACGCACGCAAAUAAAGUAGUUUGCGUAGCACGAGCAACUUUUCGUGAACAGUGGAACCCCCCACGAAAAUGGGAGCCGAUCGCGAAUACGUUUGAUAUCAAAAUGAUGGCGUGCAUAUGUUUGUUUGUUUUUUGUUCUGGUAAAAGUUGAUAGACAAAUUCAAAUCAUCUGUAUAAUAUAGGUGGUAGUAGUAACACAUAGAUCGAUAAAUAUAAAACGAAAGUAGAAAAGGAUAAUAAACCAAUUUAAAGCCUCCAGUCGCCAAUCGUUCCUACACCGCUUUGUUCAGUGUGGUAAGCGUUUUGGGUAAUACCAUCCGAUCAUGUUUAUAAACAAUAAAAGUUAAAAUCAUCAAUACAAAGGGCGCACUAGUAAAUUAUGAGAAUUGACGAAAAAAAUGUGAAUUUUUCGUUGUGUAGGAUGUAGAUCUUGUAUGAAUAAAGCGAGUUUGCAAAACUAUUAUCAAAUUGAUCACAUAUGUUACAUAAAAAUUGAGCGAUGGGCGACAUUACGAAAGAGUUGUAUGUGUAUGAUUGAGAAUACGAUUUUCCCUGGCCGAUUGUACCACGAUGAACGAACGAAAGAUGUGCUGGCAGCAUCUGAGGUGCUAGAUUUAACUUAGGAACUUUACACCAAAUCCGAAACCACUAACAAAGUUCGGGCUAAAUAGUCAGAAAAGGAACAAAAUAGCAAAAAUAAACCAUUCUCUUAAAAGAAACAAGGAAAUGUGCAGAAAUCAGGAAGAUAGGUUAAAUAACUUUUUGUGUACUCUAGUAAAAUAUGUUCAUAUGGGUACGGUGUUCGUUUGUAGAUGGUACAAUAGUGAAUAAAAUUAUCACAAUAUUCACAAUGAUAAUAACAAUAGUACUGUAGCUCGCGUCUCAAGUCGAAAGUUAUAGGCGAAAAGCAAAAAAAAUAAAACUAAAGUGUAUGGGCAGCAAACCACGCGAAAACGACAAAAAGCUGUAAUCAACAAAACUGUGACACAAUCUUUAUUAAGUUUUCAUGGUACCCAACAGGAAAAUGAAUGAAGUGAAAAUGGUUAGCGUCGUGAUUAUUAGAAGAAAUGCAUCUGUUUUUUUAUUUAAAGCACAUAAUGCAUAAUGUGAACAAUAGCAAUGGAACGUUGACUUUUAAAAUCGUUAAUAAAUCGAACGGUAUUCAAAUUCGUAACUAAUAUAUCACAAACAUCUAAGAAGUGGAUGCAGCAAGUCUCUACAUAAUGUUCAGUAUAGAGCUUUAUGAGAUUCUGGUAGUGAGAAUGGUUUGCUUGCUGUUUUGCAUCGGUAGGAUGUAUUUUUGUACGCCGAUAUCAGGGAUGAAUGCUGCUGCACUGAUAGUUAGGAUUUCCAGAAGCGUCCACUAGUUUCAAGAAUUUGUUGGUUAU
Molecule: messenger RNA, 4879 nt
Organism: Anopheles bellator
Lineage: Eukaryota; Metazoa; Arthropoda; Insecta; Diptera; Culicidae
Gene: Sec24AB
Product: protein transport protein Sec24A
Exons: 14
Coding region: 41-3511 (1156 amino acids)
Biological process (GO): COPII-coated vesicle cargo loading; intracellular protein transport; endoplasmic reticulum to Golgi vesicle-mediated transport
Cellular component (GO): endoplasmic reticulum exit site; COPII vesicle coat
Molecular function (GO): SNARE binding; zinc ion binding
Source: RefSeq, a predicted model, not a curated record